Molecule: messenger RNA, 1353 nt
Organism: Cylindrotheca closterium
Lineage: Eukaryota; Bacillariophyta; Bacillariophyceae; Bacillariales; Bacillariaceae
Source: the annotation of a GenBank genome assembly
AUGGACGAUACUAGCAAAAGUGGUACUGGUAGUAAUAGUAGUAGUCCUUCUCUAUUAAUACCAACUCCCUUGGUGGCUUCGGAAGAAAGCAAGGCAUGUCUUUCCAAUGCCGUGGAAGUUUUCCAGGAGCUCUUUUCGGAACCAUUCUCCUCGUCACAAGACUACCCACAGAUUUCGACCCUGUUGGAACUCCACGAUCGUCUGAGUCAUCUUCUUCUUCUUGUCCAUCACAAUGGUGAUGAUGAUAAUGAUAAUAACAAUAAUAAUAAUGACAAGAUUCCUCAAUCCAUUGCAAGAUAUUUCUCGCAACUGCGACUACAGAGACAUGAUGACAAUACCAACAACAAAAGUCAACAAGAUAUCAAGAAGAAACAACAAUUGUUUGAGUACUUGGCAGUGGAAGCGGAUUUGUAUAGAGCCAUGGCGUUGACUUCCAUAUAUUUGAUGGAAAUGAUACCAACGGCAACCAACCGUCCGCUGGAUGUGUCGGUCGAACAAGGGUUGAAAUCUUGCUAUCAGCGUGCACAAUUUCUCGUCAAGAUGAUGGACCAUCGCGUCGUACAAUCGGUGGACGUCGUCCUUGUAACACCAAAUCAAGAAAUCAAUUCAACAUCAUCAUCAUCAUCAUUAUUAUUGGAUCAUUACACAACCGAUUAUUCGGAGCAGCUAGAACGAUGGCUCCUGGAAUGCGAUUCUUUGGAAGAAAAUGAUGAUAACAACAAUAAUAGUAUCAUGAUGUUUGACAAGGAACAAUUGCAAUUGGAAGAAGACGAACUCAUGCAAAUGGCUGCGACACCAACACCGAAUGAAACAGAAGACGAUUCAGCGAUUCUACCAUCCGCCACUACAACUUAUACUUCGGAUAGGAAUAGCCCCACUGACCUCUCGGCUCGUCUCAUACAAUACGAUGAUACCAGUAGUACUCCAGAGAACGACGACAGCACUGACAAAAACAAGAACAACACAUCUCAAUAUUCGACGCUGGUCGUUCUCAAUGACAGAGGAGGUGUCUUUCAAAGUCAACAUCCUCAAGAGCAAGCUUGGUGGUGGGCGUUGACGAGCGAUUCCACCAUACAGUGUGAUCAUCAUGCCAACAACGACGACAACAAUCAUGAUCAAAUGAUGAUUACCAUUUCGUCCGUCGUUUCCAAUCGACCCAAACUAGGACAACACUUGCCAUUCAUACAGUUGCACGCAAAGAAACCACAAGACGUUUCUCUUUGGUGGUCAAGAAUAUCCAAAAUUGUACAAUCCUUGCAAGAAACCAAAGACCUGCAACACGAAUUAGAAUCCUUGUGGCCAGCAAAGGAGGUCCAAACCAAGUUGGAAGAGUCAAGAUUGUUACUAUCUUGA